CAGGAAAGGCUGUAGAUGAGGCUGGCCUCACCAGCAGGGGGCCGACGUGAGCUGACAGAACAGACCGAGGAGUCUGUCUUCACUGAGAGGGAGAGACUCAUGAAACUAAAGGAAAAUAAGGACUUUUCCAACAGAUCACAGAGCUUUUUGUGGGAAAGGAUCGCACGUGGACUCAAAAACGUCCUACUUGAAGAACGCCUGUGUGCGACGUACGCGACAAGUUCUGAACUCCAACUGCUGGUGAAGAUGAGCAGCUCAGAGGAGGAUGAAGCUCAGGCUUCACCAUGCAGCCGUCAAUCCAUGAAGACAGAUCAGAACUUCAGAGCUGAACCUGAACCCUCCAACACAAAAGGUCAGCUGAUCACACACAGAGUCCACUCUUCAGCAUCCAGCUGCAUGUCCAUGAACAGUGACUGGUCCAAAAACAAGAAUCCAAACUUCAAAACUGAACCUUCAAACUCAGAAGGUCAGCUGAUCACACACAGAGUCCACUCUUCAGCAUCCAGCUGCAUGUCCAUGAACAGUGACUGGUCCAAAGACAAGAAUCCAAACUUCAAAACUGAACCUUCAAACUCAAAACAGAGCAAUGAGAAUACUAAUUGCGAAGAAGAGCAGGUGUCCUGCUGUUCUUUGUGUCAGAACGCCCUGAAGGAUCCAGUCUCUACCAGCUGUGGACACUGGUUCUGCAGGCAGUGCAUCACCUCGUACUGGGACCAGUCUGAUCCAUCAGGACUCUGUUCCUGUCCAAAAUGUGUAGAAAGACCCAGAAGCAGAGCUGGACUGCAGACCAGUCAGAGCAGAACCAUCCAAACAGAUGUUGGUCUCCAGGAGCCUUUAGAUGAACAUCAAGUCAGUGUGAAGAGAAGAUAUGAAAAUACGACUGAAGGAACCGAUGAAACAGGAAAAGGAACUCCCCUCAACAGAAUCUACACUGAGCUCUACAUCACAGAGGGACUGAGAGAAGAAGUUAAUACCCACCAUGAGGUGAAGCAGCUGGAGAGAGUCUCCAAGAUCCUUCAUGAUGUUCCAAUCAGGUGCCAGGACAUCUUCAAAGCCCUAACUGACCAACAUGGAUCCAUCAGAGUGGUUCUGACCAUUGGUGUCGCAGGAAUUGGAAAAACCUUUUCAGUGCAGAAGUUCACUCUGGACUGGGCCGAGGGCUUGGAGAACCAAGACAUCAGUGCAGUGGUUCCUCUGUCAUUCAGGGAGAUGAACUUGAUCAGAGAUGAGCAGCACAGUCUUCUCACUCUCAUCCAACGUUUCCAUCCAACCUUCCAGAAGAUCCCAGCAGAGCAGCUGUCUGUCUGGAAAAUUCUCUUCAUCUUUGAUGGUCUGGAUGAAAGCAGACUUUCUCUGGACUUCAACAACAGUCAGGUGGUGUCUGAUGUCACUCAGAAGUCAUCAAUCAAUGUUCUUCUGACAAACCUCAUCCAGGGACGUCUGCUUCCCUCAGCUCUGGUCUGGAUCACUUCCAGACCUGCAGCAGCCAAUCAGAUCCCUCCGUCCUGUGUCUCCAGGGUAACAGAAGUACGAGGCUUCACUGACUCCCAGAAGGAGGAGUACUUCAGGAGGAGAUUCAGUGAUGAAGAUCUGUCCAGCAGAAUCAUCUCCCACAUCAAGGCCUCCAAGAGUCUCUUCAUCAUGUGUGGAGUUCCAGUCUUCUGCUGGAUCACUGCUGUGGUUCUAGAGAACAUGUUGACCACAGAACAGAGAGGAGAGCUUCCUAAGACCCUGACUGACAUGUACUCACACUUCCUGAUGGUCCAGACAAAGAGGAAGAAGAACAAAUACCAGCAGGAACAUGAGGAGAAUCCACAGGAGCUGACAGAGGCUGACAUGGAAGUUCUUCUGAAGCUGGGGAGGCUGGCAUUUGAACAUCUGGAGAAAGGAAACAUCAUGUUCUACCAAGAAGACCUGGAGCAGUGUGGUCUGGAUGUCACAGAGGCUUCUUUGUACUCAGGAGUUUGUACUGAGAUCUUCAGAAGAGAGUGUGAGAUUUUCCAGAAACCAGUCUACAGCUUUGUUCAUCUGAGUGUUCAGGAGUUUCUGGCUGCAGUUUACAUGAUCCACUGCUACAACAACAAGAAGACAGAGGUGGUAGAGAACUUCCUGGGGCCUUUAUUUAAAGAUGGUCCAGACAUGGCCUCAAGGCCAAAUUCUUUUUUUGGAAGGAUUCUGAAUUUCUUUGAUGUUUUUAAUUUUUUUAAAAAGUACAAUCAAUGUUUUCUUCUUCUGGAAGAAUUCCUGAAAAGAGUCAUGAUGAAAUCCCUGCAGAGUCAAACUGGUCACCUGGAUCUGUUUGUCCGUUUCCUUCAUGGCCUCACUGUGGAGUCCAACCAGAGAGUAUUGGGAAGUCUGCUGGGUCAGACAGAGAGCAGUCCAGAAACCACCCAGAAGAUGAUCAACAACCUGAGAGAGAUGAACAGUGACCAGUCCUCUCCUGACAGGUGCAUCAACAUCUUUCACUGUCUGGUUGAGAUGCAGGACUUAGCAGUUUGCCAGGAGAUUCAAGAGUUGUGGAAACCAAGAAACAGAUCAAAGAAGAAACUUUUAGAGAUACACUGUUCCGCUUUGGCCUACUUGAUCCAAAUGUCAGAGGGAGUUGUGGAUACGCUGAACCUCAAUCAUUACAACAUGACAUAUGAAGGUCAAAGGAGGCUGAUCCCAGCGGUGAGGAACUGCAGGAGGUUUUGCUUUGCUAGACGUCAUCUCUCAGAGACCAACUGGGAAGUUGUGGUCUCAGCUCUGACUUCUAAUCCAUCCCAUCUGAUAGAACUGGACCUGAGUCAGACACACCUUGAGGAUGCAGUGGUGAAGAUCCUUUAUGCUGGACUGGAGAGUUCAAACUGCAUACUCAAGACUCUGAGGUUGAAGGACUGCAGCUUGUCAGAGACCAGCUGUGCUAUUCUGGCCACAGCUCUGAAGUCCAACCCAUCCCACCUGACAGAACUGGACCUGAGCUUCAACAAGAACCUGCAGGAUUCAGGAGUUCUUCAUUUGUGUGCUUUUCUGGGGAGUUCGGACUGCCGGAUGAAGGCUCUGAGGUUGAAGAACUGCAGUUUGUCACAGAUCAGCUGUGAUGUUCUGGCCUCAGCUCUGAGGUCUAACUCUGGCUGCCUGAGAGAACUGGACCUGGGCUGGAAUGAGCUCCAGGAUUCAGGAUGCCUUCAUCUGUGUGCUUUUCUGCAGAGUCCAGGCUGCAGACUGAGGACUCUGAGUUUGCAGAAGUACGGCUUGUCAGAGGUCAGCUGUGCUGCUCUUGUCCCGGCUCUGAAGUCCAACCCGUCCCAUCUGAAGCGCUUGAACCUGUGUUCAAACAGCCUGGAGGAUUCAGGAGUGAAGCAUCUGUGUACUCUUCUGGAGAGCCCCCACUGCAGACUGAGGACCCUGGGGUUGAUGAACUGCAGUCUGUCAGAGGUCAACUGUAAGGUUCUGGCCUCUGCCCUUAAGUCUAACCCGUUCCACCUGACAGAACUGGACCUGGCCCAGAACGAGCUCCAGGAUUCAGGAGUUCUCCGUCUGUGUGGUUUUCUGGAGAGUCCAGACUGCAGACUGAAGGCUCUGAGGUUGAAGAUCUGCAGUCUGUCAGAGGUCAGCUGUGAAGCUUUGGCCUCGGCUUUGAAGUCCAACCCGUCCUACCUGACAGAUCUGGAGCUGGACGGGAACGAGCUCCGGGAUUCAGGAGUUCUUCAUCUGUGUGGUUUUCUGAAGAGCCCAGACUGCAGACUGAAGGCUCUGGGACUUGGGUACUGCAGUCUGUCAAGAGUCAGCUGUGAUGUUCUGGUCUCCGCUCUGAGGUCCAACCCGUCCCAUCUGAUGCAACUGGACCUCACCUGCAACAACCUGCAGCAGUCAGACGUUCAGCAGCUCCUUGAGUUGGUGCAGAGUCCAGACUUCAAGCUGAAGAACCUGAGAUGGACCACUGACUGGACACACUAGAACUGGAGCAGCAUCGCGAUGGACCAUCAGCUGGACCUGAAGAUGUUCUGACUGGACUGUGUUACUGCGAGGAGAAGAGUGGUGGAGGAAUCUGGGAUGAUGCGCGUCCCUGAGCUUCUGUGGGAACUGAUCUAAGAUGUCGGUGCGCAUGAGGAUAAAACUGUAACACUUCAGAGAGGACAACCCAGAACAGUCCCACCAUGGGAGGAAGAUCUGAUCUCCACCAAGGAAAACCCAACAAAAACUCAGAUCCUCCACACGACAGGAUUCUCCCAUCAGGUGAACCAGCAGCAGAUGUUCUGAGUGGACCGUGUUAUGAGGGAGGAGAAGAGAAACAACGGCCCCAACAUUAUUGUCAAAUAACUGAGAUCAGCCCCACUGUUGACAUAAAUGUGCAAUAGGAAAGUUACAAAUCCACACAAUGGACAUAUAGAGAAUUGCAUUUAUAAAACUCCACAUAAAGUUAAUGUUUUAACACUGAAGUUGAUGUCAGAAAGCAUAUGACAGUGCAUGUAUUCAGUUGGAAACUAGCUAACGUCUACCAAUCAAAACAUAUUAUAAUGUACAUUUGAAUAAAAUGUUAUUUAACCAUUUCUACAAAACAUGAUCUGCCAAAUCUUCA
Oryzias latipes (Japanese medaka) is the source of this 4561-nucleotide messenger RNA. Its product is annotated as protein NLRC3. NCBI's taxonomy places the organism in Eukaryota, Metazoa, Chordata, Actinopteri, Beloniformes, Adrianichthyidae. Gene Ontology annotation, molecular function: protein binding. The record is from RefSeq and is a predicted model, not a curated record.